Molecule: messenger RNA, 678 nt
Organism: Fraxinus pennsylvanica
Lineage: Eukaryota; Viridiplantae; Streptophyta; Magnoliopsida; Lamiales; Oleaceae
Source: the annotation of a GenBank genome assembly
AUGGCUUCCAACCAAGAAUCAAUCCAUGGUGCCAAAUUUCCUUUCCAUGUCCAAGAAAUGGAAAGACAAAUGAAUCUUGAGCCACAAGAAAAGGAGUUCGACUACUCGAAACGAUCUCAAUGGCUUCGCGCCGCAGUCUUGGGCGCCAACGACGGAUUAGUUUCCACGGCGUCAUUAAUGAUGGGUGUUGGAGCCGUGAAACAAGACAUCAAGGUCAUGAUAUUAACCGGCUUCGCAGGUUUAGUGGCCGGAGCAUGCUCGAUGGCCAUCGGAGAAUACGUAUCCGUUUACUCGCAACUCGACAUAGAAGUGGCUCAAAUGAAGAGAGAGAAAAGAAGGGAAGUUGCCGUCGAGACGAUGGCAAAAGUAGAAGUACAAGAGGAAGAAAACGACGAGAGUUUACCGAGUCCGGUACAAGCUGCUGCAGCAUCAGCCCUAGCAUUUUCUUUGGGUGCAAUGGUACCAUUAUUGGCUGCAUCAUUUAUAAAGGCGUACAAGGUAAGAAUUGGAGUGGUGGUGGCGGCGGUAACCCUUGCUUUGGUGGUGUUUGGGUGGUUAGGUGCGGUGUUAGGGAGGGCACCGGUGGUCCGGUCGGCGGCAAGGGUUUUGAUUGGUGGCUGGCUGGCCAUGGCCUUAACAUUUGGUUUAACAAAGUUGAUUGGUACUCAAGGCCUGUAA